AUGAUACACCCAGGCGCAGAGCGCCGUGAGAGCGCUCACCUCCAGCUUGGCAGCAUCGCAGGUCAAGAGCGCGCGGUGCAGGUCCCCCUCGCCACAGCCAGCUCCGCCGCCACGCCGCCGCCCACCAGCAGCAGCAGCGCAGGGGCAUCAGCCGCCUCUGCCGGCCUCUGCGCGGAAGGGGAGGGGGCGGAAGCGCCGGCGAAGGGAUCGCGCCGCGCCCGUGCGGCGAGCGGAGGAGAGGCGGGAGGAAUCCGCAUGGGCGAAAUGGGCGGCCCUCGCCGUCAUCGAGAUGGAAUCGACGGCGUGCCACGCACCCCAUCCCACGCUGGCACCGCCUCCGUCAACGAGGAAGCUUUGGCGGCAAAGGAUGCCGCCGAGGCCUACCCCGACCUUGACCUCGUCGACAGAGUCGUCCGCUCCUUGGCGGAGCAGCUUGGACGGUCGGGCAACUUCCACCUACGCUUCAAAGAGCUUCAGGAGGUGCUCUGCCAAACAAACAUGGAGCUGCAGGGCAUCCACAGCGUCGACGUGACACACGUGCUGCAGAUGGUGGACAACACCAGGCUCACCCUCCGCAACCGUUACCUGAGUGACGCGGACGAUUUCGGAGAGGGGAGCAACGAGCUGAGCGCCUUUUUGGCGAAGCAUGCGUCGUCGGAGAAGAGGGUGGUGAAGGUGACGGGCACCGACUCGACUGGGGCGCCAACCACUCAUGAGUACACCCUCCAUGAGCAGAAGAUUAAAGGUCAGAAAUCUGGCGGGGGCUUGGACGACUGCAUCACACUGGCGAAGGGGUACGUGAAGGAGCUGCUGAAGCGUUUGGAGAGCCGGAUGAAGGAUUUGGGCUCUCUCGAGGGCGCCAAGCUGUUCACGCAGGGGGCGUACCCGAAAUCUCACUCGAAGCGGCAGCGGCGGUUCUUGCAGUGGCUGGAGGCUCUCCGCAAUCUGUUUAAGCGAAAACCGACCGACCCUGACACCCUGCCAGGCGCGGAGAGGAGGCGUCCAGCCAAGGAUGUGGUGAUGGUGCAUGCGCAGAGGCCCGUGAAGCGCACGAAGAAGACCCUUGCGAUGCUGGCCGCGAAGCAGGCGGCAGCAACAGCAGCAGCAGAUGCUGUUGCUCGUGAAGCAGCAGCUGCAGAAGAAGCAGCCAGGCUAGAGGAGGAGUUGGGCCCCUGGCAGAGACGGGCAGGCCACGGCAAAGUGCACAUGGCUUCAGAUUCAGAGCUAGACGGGGACGAUGAGGAAGAUUAUUCUCAUGAUAGCGAUAGUGAAUCCUAG
Molecule: messenger RNA, 1278 nt
Organism: Closterium sp. Naga37s-1
Lineage: Eukaryota; Viridiplantae; Streptophyta; Zygnematophyceae; Desmidiales; Closteriaceae
Source: the annotation of a GenBank genome assembly